UGGGGAGAAGGGUGAGGGAAUGCUCGGACAAAAUAGCCCUUUGUGGGAAGCCCUGGAGGCACCCAGAACUUUGGAGGAACAGGUUGUUGGAAUGGGGUGGCCAGGGAUGGAGGUGGGGGAGUGGGCCUGAAUGGGUUAUAGGGGCUGAGUGGAGCAGGAGAGACCCACAUGCACACCCCUUCAUUGGCCUUAUGGUUGGAGGGAGGCUUUAUUCCCCACUCCAGGGUGGAUGAGAGAGGAGUGGAGACGUGCAGAAAGCUCUGGCAUGGGAGUGAGCCCCCUGCACCAGUGGAGAAGACUCCCCUGCCACCAGGCCUCAUCCCUGUGGGAGCACCCUUACAGCAUAGGCUUGUUUGGGGCAUUGUUUCCUGCCCUGGUCUCCUGGUCAGAGCCCAGAGGGGGUAUUAGGUGUGGAGCUGGGCUCUGAGGUGCCAGCAGCUGGUCUCAGCCCUGCUCCGUGUCCUUCCCUCAGCAUUCCCAGCAGCUGAAGCGUGCUGCACGGCUGGCCCCAGCUCCGUGCCGCUGGAACUCCGGGCUGCCCAUGAACAUCGGGGUGCUCUUUGUGCCACAGCAGGAGGCCUGGGUGGUGGAGAGGAUGGGCAAGUUCCACCGAAUCCUCGAGCCUGGUCUGAACUUCCUCAUCCCUCUCCUGGAUCGGAUUCGCUAUGUCCAGAGUCUCAAAGAAAUCGUCAUUAAUGUCCCAGAGCAGUCAGCUGUCACACUGGAUAACGUCACCCUGCAGAUCGAUGGUGUGCUCUACUUGCGGGUUAUGGAUCCCUACAAGGCCAGCUAUGGGGUGGAAGAUCCUGAGUACGCAGUGACCCAGCUGGCCCAGACUACCAUGAGAUCUGAACUUGGCAAGCUUUCCCUUGACAGAGUCUUCCGGGAGCGGGAGUCCCUCAAUGCCAGCAUCGUGGAUGCCAUCAACCAGGCUUCAGACUGCUGGGGCAUCCGGUGUCUGCGCUACGAGAUCAAGGACAUUCAUGUGCCCCCACGUGUGAAGGAGUCCAUGCAGAUGCAGGUGGAAGCAGAACGACGGAAGCGAGCAACAGUGCUGGAGUCAGAGGGGACAAGGGAAUCAGCUAUCAAUGUGGCUGAAGGCCAGAAGCAGGCCCAGAUCUUGGCAUCAGAAGCUGAGAAGGCCGAACAAAUCAACAAAGCUGCUGGAGAAGCCAACGCCAUGCUGGUCAAGGCCAGAGCCAAGGCAGAGGCAAUUCAGCUCCUAGCAGCUGCUCUGGCACAGCAGCACGGCAAUGCUGCUGCCUCCCUGUCUGUGGCGGAGCAGUACGUGAACGCUUUCUCCAAGAUUGCCAAAGACUCCAACACCGUUCUGCUGCCCGCCAACACCGGCGAUGUCACCAACAUGGUCGCACAGGCCCUGGGGAUCUACACCACACUGACCAAGCCACAAGCUGUGAAGACCCAAGAUGAGAUGCCUCCAGCCCACGAGGACUCCCACUCUUCUGCCACAGAGGUGCUGAAGGCAGAACAGGGCAGCUCCAGCUAACAGGGCUGGAAGGAUCUCAUACCCUCUCCUGAGGCCUGCCAGCAGUCCUGUUCUGCUGCAGGCAGCCGCUCUUGUUCCCUUAGUCCCUAUUUUGUAUUGGAUUUAAAUCAUGUAAUAAAUGGUAACAGUGCUGCUGCA
Messenger RNA from Zonotrichia albicollis (white-throated sparrow), 1645 nucleotides. The record is from RefSeq and is a predicted model, not a curated record. Lineage: Eukaryota; Metazoa; Chordata; Aves; Passeriformes; Passerellidae.